Messenger RNA from Callorhinchus milii (elephant shark), 1959 nucleotides. It is a transcript of the gene cfi, whose product is annotated as complement factor I. Gene Ontology annotation, cellular component: membrane. Lineage: Eukaryota; Metazoa; Chordata; Chondrichthyes; Chimaeriformes; Callorhinchidae. The transcript is spliced from 13 exons. Gene Ontology annotation, biological process: proteolysis. Gene Ontology annotation, molecular function: serine-type endopeptidase activity; protein binding. Bases 25 to 1890 code for a protein of 621 amino acids. The record is from RefSeq and is a predicted model, not a curated record.
GUGGUCAGUCACUGGAGACUGAGGAUGACUCGCAACCCUUGUCCAAUGAUUUUCUCAGCAUUCCUGCUUUUCUUUUUGUGUCUCUCAGUCACUGGAGACAGACAAAAGAAGUUGAAACAUCAUGAGGAAAUAGAAGGCACAAGCCCUGAAACUGUAGCAGUCGAGUCACAGAUUCCAGACCGUUCCGUUUCUUCGCAUGACCGAAUUUCUGAGGUGUGUCUACAGCAGAAUCACACGUAUAAAUCAUGUCAGAAAGUCUUCUGUCAACCCUGGGAAAAGUGUAUUCGUGACUCAUGUCAGUGCAAGAUACCCUAUCAAUGCGUAAGGGUUGGAGAACCCAGCUGCUCUACAAAACCACGUCGCUUCAUGUCAUACUGUCAGCUGAAAGCGUCUGAGUGCUCCCAGGACAAGUAUAAAUUCUCUCAUUUUGGGGACUGCUCAUUGGGUCAGGCCGCUGUCUCUUUGGAACCUCAAAAGAGCUGGAAAGGAAUUGUCUACUUCAGUUUCAACAACACAAUACAGAAUGUUUCAGUGUGCACGCAAGGUAACCCGUGGACAAUGCAUGAAGCCAAUGUUGUCUGCCGCGAGCUGGGAUUCGAGUUAGGAGCAAUAGCACCUUCAGCAGGAAGUUCUUUUGGAAAUAAAAUCACAACUGGGCCCAUGGUGAACUGGACUAACGCUCGCUGCCGAGGAUUUGAGAAGAGUCUUUCAGAAUGUUUUCACCUCAAAGAUAUUGGAGACCGUUCGAUGCAAUGCGCAACCAAAGACAUUGCUACCGUCGAGUGUCACCGUCAUCGACCAGAUCCAAUCUGCCCUACAGACCAAUUUAAAUGCGUAAAUGGAAAAUGUAUUCCAGUCACGAAUGCUUGCAAUGGCAUCGAUGACUGUGGGGAUCUCAGUGAUGAAUUAUGUUGCACAGAAUGUGUAAAUUCUUAUCACUGCAAGUCAGAUGUAUGUAUUCCGUACUAUUCUGUUUGUGAUGGUGAAGAUCACUGCUUGGAUGGAAGUGAUGAGAGCCACUGUCCAGCAGAUACAAAAGACAUUUCAUUCACAGAAUACGAUGCAGAAAGAAAGCUAUUAAGGGAUUCCUCUGACCAUUUAUUCUGUGGCAUCGCAAAUAUUACCAGAAAAACAAAUUUUGCCACAGCGAGACAUAAAAGGCUUGUAGGUGGAAUAGAUACUAUGCAAGGCGAAUUUCCUUGGCAAGUAGCAAUUUACAAACAGGGCCAAUUAAACUGUGGGGGGAGCUUCAUUGGUGGUUGCUGGUUUCUGACAGCUGCACACUGUGUCAGUACUCACAAUAUUGCUAACUAUCAAGUAAGAAUUGGACAAUGGAGUAUAAGAGAUGUUGAUAAGAAUGAGCAAGUUUUGGAAGUCGAAAAGAUAAUUGUCCAUGAAGAUUACAAUGCUUACAAUUUAGUGAAUGACAUUGCUUUAAUAAAAAUAGAGCCAGAUUUGAAAGGGUGCAUUUCAACCAAUGAAAACAUCAUGCCUAUAUGCGUACCCUGGUCCGAUUACCUAUUCAGACCUAACAAGACAUGCACGGUGUCUGGCUGGGGUCAAGUUGAAGAGAGAAAAAAAGUAACUUUUCUACGCUGGGCUGAACUCAAACUUAUGGGAAACUGUUCAAGCAUUUAUGCAUCAAAAUUUUUUGAAGGAAUGGAAUGUGCAGGCACAGAUAGUGGAACAGUUGAUUCCUGCAAAGGUGAUUCUGGAGGUCCCCUGAUCUGCAUUGAUGAAAGACAUGAGGCUUAUGUAUGGGGCAUUGUUAGUUGGGGGGAAAAGUGUGGAUUACGUGGGUUCCCUGGAGUCUACACCAAAGUGUCCCAUUACUUUGAAUGGAUAAAACGCCAUGUUCGAAGGUCUCUUAUUACCAAGUAUAAUCUCUGAAUGUUCAAAAGCUGCUCUGUUAGUGCCUGCUCUGACAUUUCUUGCAAUAAAUGCAUCAUUUUAAAGCAA